UUCGUUACACAGAGUUUGAUGGAGGUUUUACAGCCGCUUGUUCUGCAUUAUUUCGUUCGAUUGUGUUAAAUGAAGACAUCUAAGAUUUUGUGACAUUGUAUAUCAAUAGGAGAAAAAUGCUGUCGGCGCUACGUUUUUACAAGACAAAUCCCCUGAGGAGGAUAAGUACUUAUGUGCUCUUUCCUGAGAUUCCUGAGGACACACCAGAGACAAACUGCCUUCUGAGAACCGGUCAGCCGCCAAAGUACUCGGAACUGACGCCUCUCAAGUGUCACGAUGCUGUCCUCAAGCUGGCCUACCAGUUUGAGUAUGACAUGGCCUGCUACGGGGAUGAUCUUGAAGACACGGGCCGGCUGUUGGCGCGCGCCGAGCCGCUCACCUGCGAUGAGGUGGUGGGGCCGAUCGAGCGGCGCGAGGUGCCCUUCAGCUACGUGUGGUCCACCGUCAAGAACCUGUACACGGUGGACCGGCAGCUGGUGCCGGCGCGCCUCUUCCAGCAGAUCCACGCCGCCGCCGCCAAGGCGCACGUCAGCAAGUACAACAACCCGUCCAUCUACGCCGCCUGCCAGGAGCUGCUCUCGGACCGACACCUGCUCUCGGAGGAGCAGACGCGCGUCGUCGAAAAGUACGCCCGCGACGGCCGGCUGAACGGACUGGAGCUGCGCGGCGCCGACCUGCGCAAGUUCAAACUGCACUCGAGUAAACUGCGCCGAGAGCAGGCCGACUUUAUUGGUCGUGUGCGCGCCUCGGACGAGGUGUUCCGCCACCCGGUGGUCGACUACGACCUGGUCAGGGGCAUCCCCGACCACAUUCUGCAGCGGAUGGCGCACAAUCCCUCGGAGCCGCGCGCCGGCCCGUGGACGGUCACUCUGGAGCCCGAGGUGUACACCGCCUUCCUGGAGCACUGUCCCAGCGGCGCGCACCGGCUCAACGUGUGGCUGGCGCACGAGAUGCGCUGCUCCAACUUCAACCGCGACCUCAGCAACAGCACCUGCUCGGAGGAGAUCCGUUGGGCCAAGGACGACAUAGCGCGCCUGCUCGGCUACAAGACGCACAUGCAUAAGACGAUGGAGGUGAAGAUGGCCGGCCGCGUCUCGGCCGUCGAGAACAUGAUAGCCAGUCUGCUGGCCGCCGCGCGGCCCGUCCAGGACAGAGAGCUGGAGGAACUGAACGCGUUCGCCCGCUCCAACGGCGAGCAGCAGCCGCUCGAGAUCUGCGACGUACCCUACUGGCGGCGACGGCACAAACUGAGCACCUUCAGCGCCGAGGAGUCGGACGCGGCCGGACAGUUCAGUCUGGUCGGGGCGCUGCGCUUCCUGACGGAGCUGUCCAGCCAACUGUUCGGAGUCGAAUUCCGAGUGGAACAGGGAGACGAGGCGGAGCGGUGGCACCCGGAUGUGAUCCGACUCUCGGUCUGGGAGGACGGCCGGCGUCUCUCCGAGCUGCUGGUGGACCCCUACGCCAGGGAGGGCAAGUCGUUCCCGCUGGGCGCCGGCUGGACUUUCACCGGACGGCACCGCAGCGCCAUCUGCGACGCCACGCCCAUCUCCUACCUCAACUUCAACUUCCCGCCGCCAGGUGGCAGUGGCCUCAGCUUCCGAGACGUCCAGACGCUCUUUGAGAAGUUCGGCCGCAGUAUGAUGACGCUGCUCUGCACGGUCCGGUACGCGGACGUCAGUGCCCCAAACAACAUGGAAUGGGACGCAGUGGACAUCGUGCCCAACGUCUUCAGAAACUGGUGCGUCACUCAAUCA
Amphibalanus amphitrite is the source of this 1754-nucleotide messenger RNA. Its product is annotated as probable cytosolic oligopeptidase A. The annotation marks the transcript as partial. NCBI's taxonomy places the organism in Eukaryota, Metazoa, Arthropoda, Thecostraca, Balanomorpha, Balanidae. Gene Ontology annotation, biological process: proteolysis; peptide metabolic process. The transcript has 12 exons. Gene Ontology annotation, molecular function: metalloendopeptidase activity. The record is from RefSeq and is a predicted model, not a curated record.